AUGUUUUAUCUACCGCUCUGGCUCCGUCUAUAGCCUGAUAUUCUUUUUGAACAGCGACGCCGUCGUUGCAUAUCAUCUAUUGACGGGCUUUGCAUUUGUGAAACCGGAUGCGUGUGGAAUAACUGGUCCGCCAUCAAAUUCUCCAUGAAAAUACUUGGCCGCAGCCAAAGUUACUUGCCUAUCCUUACCCUACAGGGCAAUGUUUCUUUCCAUAUAAUUUGCAAUUUGUAUGCUGUUUAAGUUCGGGUCAGACUUAGAACAAGACAUUGAUUGUGUUGUUCUGUACAUAAAAGAGACACAGCUAGACAUGUUUCUCUCUCAAAACUCAGAGGGUAAGUAGGCUACUACUGCCGUCAAAAUAUUAGUAGGCUACAAAAGGAAAAUUAAUGAAAAAUGAAAAAGUCCAAACAAAAUGGAGAUAGGAUGGAGACGGAGCCUUUGCUCGGAGAUAUCGAGGAAAAACAUGUGCAAAUUGAGUCUCCCAGCAGAACACUGGUUAUGGCUGCCUGUGCCUCUUGCAUUGGAGGGACUUUUCAAUACGGAUUUAACAUCUCUGUUGUAAAUGCACCCACAAAGUAUGUGAUGACGUUCAUCAACCAGACAUGGAUGGAGCGAUACGACACGGAGAUAUCAGAGCACCGUGUGACCCUCCUCUGGUCUAUCAUCGUGUCCAUUUUCACCAUCGGUGGACUUGUGGGCUCGUAUGCUGGUGGAGUUUUGUCGAUCAAGUAUGGAAGGAAAGGGACAUUGAUGAUGAACAACAUAUUUGCUUUGCUUGCAGCUUUUUUCAUGGGAAUUAGCCAGACUACACAUUUGUUUGAAUUGCUCAUCAUUGGACGUUUUCUAAUUGGCGUAAAUGCAGGUAUUGGCUCAUGUGUCCAGUCCCUCUACCUGGGAGAGAUCGCCCCUCGGGCCCUGCGCGGGGCUAUGGCCAUGGGCACCUCCGUGUUCAUCACAGGGGGCAUUUUUGUGGGUCAGUUGGUCGGACUGCGUGAGUUGUUGGGGGGAGAGGAGUACUGGCCCCUCCUGCUGUCCACCACCUGUGUCCCAGCAGCAAUGCAGCUCCUCCUUCUGCCCUGGUUUCCAGAAAGUCCCCGUUACCUGCUGAUAGACAAAGGGGACGAGCGUGCGUGCGAUGAGGCACUGAAACAGCUUCAUGGUGCAGAUCAAUACCAUGGAGAGAAGGCAGACAUCGAGAGGGAGAGACUUGAUGCUCUCGGAAUCAGACCCAAGAAGCCCUGGGAACUGUUCCAGGAUCGGAGUCUUCGCUGGCAGCUCCUCACAAUCAUUAUCUUAAACAUGUUCCAACAGCUCAAUGGCAUCAAUGCGAUCUAUUUCUAUGCAGAUUACGUGUUUUCCCAAUCAGGGAUUCCAGAAGAUAAGAUUCCUUAUGUGACACUUGGCGCUGGAUUAUCCGAGCUUUUUACUGCUCUUACCUGUGGUCUGCUGAUUGAGUCUCUGGGCAGGAGAGCACUCAUCAUCGGGGGAUACUCACUCAUGGCCUUCUGGUGCUUCUGCUUCACUCUUGCUCUCACUUUCCAGGAUGUCAGCCCAUGGGUGCCGUAUCUCAGUAUGAUCUGUGUCUUCGCUUUCAUCCUCAGCUUUGGCUUGGGACCAGGUGGCGUCACCAACAUUUUAACUACGGAGCUGUUCACCCAAACCACACGCCCUGCUGCCUACAUGAUCGGACUGUCAGUUAACUGGCUCAGCUUCUUCGGCAUUGGAAUGGCUUUCCCAUUCAUUGUGGGUGGGCUAAAGCAGUACUGCUUCCUGGUGUUCUUGGUCGUCUGUGUUAUAGUGGCCAUCUACAUAUUCCUUGUAGUACCAGAAACUAAGAGCAAAACCUUUCUGGAGAUUCAUGCUGCAUUCCAAUUCAAGGGUAGAAAAGACGGGGUUGGAGCGUCACUAUUGUCAGGUUCUUUGUGAAAUUAACAAUUUCACUCAUUGCAAAGGGACCUCACAAUUUUGUAACUGAUGCCUUUACCUGCGUUUAACUUGUUUGGUUAUCAUAAAACGUUUUUCCAUGUGAUCAAGAAAUAAAGACAUGAACACUUAGUCUUUUUUAAUGAAUGCUUUUUACGCUCUGUAAAUUAGAUUUCUUACUCAGGCAGCCAUAAUUUGUUUUGAAAAGAGUCUUAAGGGGCAUUCACAUACGUCGCUACUCGCACAUCGCUCCUCGCUUCCGUUAACUGUCAAUCAUCUCUAUUCUACAUUCUGAUUUGGUACUCGCUUUACUCGCUUCACUCGCAUCGCUGGAAGUUAAAAUUAUUUGAACUUUGUACCCGCCCACAUCGCAUCGCUAGACCUCGCAUCGCCUGUCCUGGCCACAUUCAGCUAGAACACAUUCACUUUACAUUGACAGUACUCGCUCAGAGAUGGGCGAGUAGCGACGUAGGCCUAUGUGAAUGCAGCUUAACCUUACCUAGAAUUCAUUGCACCAUAGUCCUAUUUAUGCCGCAUUCCAGGCAACUGGGAGGUCCGAUGUGUCACACUUGGAGUUCACAAAGUCUGACCUCAAAGAAGCGAACAAUGUCAGAGCAAUGUCAGGUGAACAAUGUUAGAAAUAAACUAAGGACAUGGCUGACUGUGAGAAGUUGACAUAUGUUUUAUUUUUGUAAAGGCUAUUAGAUUGUCAGCAGUCCAUCCUUAUAGAAACCAAUAGAGAUGGAAAAAAGAAUGUACAGUAUGAGGUAGCAGACCCCAUUCGACCAUACUUUAAACACGGCCUUCUUUUUUCGUUUCAAUAGCCUGGUAAACUUUAGGCACUGCCAUUGUUGUGUGACAUCAGAUUACUACAUCUCAACGAAGUCCGGGUACAUCGAUUUACCCUGACCUGCCAAGUAGGACCUCUCACCUUGACCGAAAUUCCAAUGUGAUUCUUGUAGGUUAGAAAUUCCAGACCUUCCAGUUAUCUGGAAUGCGGAAAGAUAUGGGAUAAGAUAUGGGCCUUGGUGUCUGCUCCUCAUGAUACUCCUGGCUGUUGCCUUCGUUUUGCCCCUGUGUCCUGUCCCAUGUCUUCCUUUAUUUAUCCUUGCCAUGUGCUUCUGUUUCAGGCUGGGUGAACCCUGCCUGAACUUCCGGGGAAUUUGAAUUUGCCCCGACAGCUCAGGCUGGAAACAAGCAGAUCUAUGUUCGCUGUUUACUGCCAGAACCUUUGGCGCCAAUCAGAAACGGCCAUACUCUAGUCCUGGCACGCUAUUGGCCGGUGAUAGACUAAUGUUCAACCUUAAAAGAUUGAGUUUAGUAUAGACCUCUGAAAUUUGCCUACAAAAAGGAUCCAAAGCUGCCAUCUUUGCCCAUAUAAGGAGAUCCGGGAGUUAAUUGAAGCUAACUGCCUAUGGCAAGUUGCAUGGUAAGUUAGCUCUGGGGUAGCAAAGACAAAGAUCAAAGUGUGCCGUCUUCACCUACCGAAGAUCACAGUAUCCACUAAACGGCUGUGGACAAAACUGUGUAGUGAAAAACGUCUGCAUUUCCAAUGUCAUCAUCCCCGCGAGAGUUUAAC
Molecule: messenger RNA, 3502 nt
Organism: Sardina pilchardus (European sardine)
Lineage: Eukaryota; Metazoa; Chordata; Actinopteri; Clupeiformes; Clupeidae
Product: solute carrier family 2, facilitated glucose transporter member 11-like
Exons: 13
Coding region: 394-1926 (510 amino acids)
Biological process (GO): monosaccharide transmembrane transport
Cellular component (GO): plasma membrane
Molecular function (GO): hexose transmembrane transporter activity
Source: RefSeq, a predicted model, not a curated record